AUGGCUUUCUCACAUAGCCCAGCUGUUUCUCAUGUCGACGAGAGCUACUCAGCUUCUGCAGGCUACGACAACACCAUGACAUGGUUUAUCUCCAACACGGACUCGGCAUUGCUUCAAUCUGAAGUAUCAACAUCCGCGCCAACUCCUGUGUGGGGUCUUGACGCUACCAUCGAUCCGGCACUGCUGCUAACCCAGCAUCAAGAUUUGGAGAACUAUUCGAGUGACGCCGCGCCCAUCCAUCAUUUCUGA
Molecule: messenger RNA, 249 nt
Organism: Cadophora gregata
Lineage: Eukaryota; Fungi; Ascomycota; Leotiomycetes; Helotiales; Ploettnerulaceae
Exons: 1
Coding region: 1-249 (82 amino acids)
Source: RefSeq, a predicted model, not a curated record